This is a messenger RNA of Cygnus olor (mute swan), 4037 nucleotides long. It is a transcript of the gene ELMO1, whose product is annotated as engulfment and cell motility 1. Lineage: Eukaryota; Metazoa; Chordata; Aves; Anseriformes; Anatidae. Bases 976 to 2904 code for a protein of 642 amino acids. Gene Ontology annotation, biological process: cell motility; actin filament organization. Gene Ontology annotation, cellular component: guanyl-nucleotide exchange factor complex; plasma membrane. The record is from RefSeq and is a predicted model, not a curated record. The transcript is spliced from 25 exons.
CCGCGGCAGCACUGGGGCCGGCCGGCGGCUGUGGGGGAAGAAACACAGCGCUAAAGGGCUAAAAAACCCAAAACGCGCUUUCUGAAGGCGGCGGGCGAGGCUGGAGACCCUCCGCGGGACCUGUGCGGGAGGGGGAGCGGCCGUCACAGGCGGCGGGCAGGGCGGCGAGAUAGAGGCGGGGGCGUCCCGUCCCCGUCCCCGUCUCUGUGUGUCCCCGUCCCCCUCCCACAGGUGCCGCCGAGCCGCGGGGGCCCCCGGGCGGCCUGCACGUCGCGGCCCGGCCGGCAGGAGGAAGGAAGAGGAAGUCAGAGCGGCGGCGGGGAGCCGGCGGCGCCCCGGCAUGGGAUAGCGCCGGUACCGCGCUCCGGGGACGAGGACGAGAAGGAGGAGGAGGAGGAAGAGGAGGAAGGGGUCCGGCUGGCCCCGCUGCCCGCCGCUGGAGGGAGAACUAACACAACCGGCUGGCUGUCCCCCGAGAAUGGUGUAAAGCAAAUAGAGGAGCUCCUGAAAAACAACGGUGUGAAUGAGAGAGGCUCUCUGCAGUAUUUAGUGUCCAGUUGUACUGGCUCUGAAGAACAGCAGCGUCGCAAUGCCCCCUCCUGCUGAUAUAGUGAAGGUGGCAAUCGAAUGGCCAGGUGCAUUCCCCAAGUUGAUGGAAAUCGAUCAAGUAAAAAAAACCACUGUCCUCAAUAAUAAAAGAAGUCUGCGAUGGGUGGUCUCUUGCAAAUCAUGAUCAAUUUGCACUGCAACAUGCUGAUAGUUCUAACUUCUACAUCACAGAGAAGAAUCGUAAUGAGAUAAAAAAUGGAGCAAUCCUUCGGUUAACAACAUCUCCAUGUGGUGGAUUGCAAAGCUCUCACUGGCUUCACAGGAACUAGGACUAACAUAUCUCUGUUGAAAGGCUGGUCCUGCUGCUGUCCUGCAGUAUAGGCUCAAAAUGCACAGCAGCUCCAUGAAAGGAUCCAAUCUUCUAGUAUGGAUGCAAAGUUAGAAGCACUGAAAGACUUAGCAAACUAUUCACGGGAUGUUACUUUUGCCCAAGAAUUUAUAAACCUAGAUGGCAUUUCUCUCCUAACGCAAAUGGUUGAAAGUGGCACAGAACGAUAUCAGAAAUUGCAGAAGAUAAUGAAGCCCUGCUUUGGAGAUAUGUUGUCCUUUACACUGACUGCAUUUGUUGAGCUGAUGGAUCAUGGGAUUGUAUCGUGGGAUACAUUCUCUGUGGCAUUCAUUAAAAAGAUACGUUAUUUAGGUGAUUGCUUGGUCAAAAAGAUAGCAAGCUAUGUGAACAAGUUUGCCUCGGACAUCUCUAUCUUACAACGGUCGCUAGCAAUUCUGGAAUCGAUGGUGCUCAACAGCCAUGACCUGUACCAGAAGGUGGCACAGGAGAUCACAAUUGGGCAGUUAAUCCCACAUCUCCAGGGGACAGACCAAGAAAUCCAGACAUAUACCAUUGCGGUAAUAAAUGCACUUUUCCUUAAAGCACCAGAUGACAAGAGGCAGGAAAUGGCAAACAUUUUGGCACAAAAGCAGCUUCGCUCCAUCAUCCUAACUCAUGUUAUCAGGGCACAGAGGGCCAUCAAUAAUGAAAUGGCACAUCAGCUUUAUGUUCUCCAAGUACUUACCUUUAACCUUCUGGAAGACAGAAUGAUGACAAAAAUGGAUCCACAGGAUCAGGCUCAACGGGAUAUCAUAUUUGAACUGAGAAGAAUUGCAUUUGAUGCAGAAUCUGAACCUAACAACAGUAGUGGCAGUAUCGAGAAACGCAAAUCUAUGUAUACGCGAGACUAUAAAAAACUUGGAUUUAUUAAUCAUGUAAACCCAGCAAUGGAUUUUACACAGACUCCUCCAGGAAUGCUAGCCCUUGACAAUAUGCUGUAUUUCGCUAAACAUCACCAGGAUGCUUAUAUACGGAUUGUCCUGGAGAACAGUAGUCGAGAAGACAAGCAUGAGUGCCCAUUUGGCCGAAGUAGCAUUGAGCUGACAAAGAUGCUGUGCGAAAUACUGAAAGUAGGAGAGCUGCCCAGUGAGACCUGCAACGAUUUCCAUCCCAUGUUCUUCACCCAUGACAGAUCAUUUGAGGAGUUCUUCUGUAUCUGCAUUCAGCUCUUGAACAAGACAUGGAAGGAAAUGAGGGCAACUUCAGAGGACUUCAACAAGGUAAUGCAGGUAGUGAAAGAACAGAUAAUGAGAGCACUCACUACCAAGCCUAGCUCACUGGAUCAGUUCAAGAGCAAGCUUCAGAAUCUCAGUUACACAGAAAUACUGAAAAUACGCCAGUCUGAAAGAAUGAACCAGGAAGAUUUCCAGUCUCGCCCAAUUCUGGAACUAAAGGAGAAAAUUCAGCCUGAGAUCUUAGAACUGAUCAAGCAACAACGUCUUAAUCGACUUGUGGAGGGUACCUGCUUUAGGAAACUCAACAGUCGACGUCGACAAGACAAAUUUUGGUAUUGUCGACUUUCGCCGAAUCAUAAGGUGUUGCACUACGGAGACUUGGAAGAAAGUCCCCAGGGAGAAGUCCCUCAUGAUUCCUUGCAAGAUAAAUUGCCAGUGGCAGAUAUAAAAGCUGUUGUGACUGGGAAAGACUGCCCUCACAUGAAGGAGAAAGGAGCUCUUAAACAAAACAAGGAAGUGCUAGAGCUUGCGUUCUCUAUAUUGUAUGACUCAAGUGGCCAGUUGAAUUUCAUUGCUCCGGACAAGCAUGAGUAUUGUGUAUGGACCGAUGGGCUGAAUGCCCUCCUUGGGAAGGAUAUGUUGAGUGAUCUAACGCGGAAUGACUUAGACACGCUGCUCAGCAUGGAGAUAAAGCUACGCCUCCUUGACUUGGAAAACAUACAGAUCCCAGAUGCUCCCCCACCUAUCCCAAAGGAGCCCAGCAACUACGACUUUGUUUAUGACUGUAACUGAGGCUGCCACUGAAACUUGCUUUGAAACUGGAAAUAUUAUAACUGGAGAGAUAUAAAAAAAAAAAAGAAAGAAAGAAAGAAAAGAAGAGUUUGUGAGAAAAAAAGAAAAGCCGGUUGUGCACCUUGGAUUUUGGCUUUGGGGAGGAGUGUAGAAACACUUGCAUUCCUCCCUGUUCCCUGCAUCCCAUCCUUCCCCAUUCCCAUCUUCCCCAUUGCUCAUCCAAAUCCACAUUGCUUUAAUUAACUUUUAAUUGCAGGCCAUUGGCCUUGCUUAAGGCAAAGACUGCCACUAAGAAGCACCCUCCCAAGGACUUUUUUUACAUUUUUAAUACUGGAAUAGACAUUCUUAACUAAAGGAUGGUGUUAUCAAACUGCAUGCCUGUGACACCCACUUGGCAGGGCAGAGGCUUUAACUGGAAGGAGGAGGGAGGUAGGGAGCAGAAGCAGCUACUGUGAGCAGAAGAUUUCCCCAGGCACUCCCAAGAGUCUGCUCACAACUGAAUCCAAUGCAAUGACAAAAAAAAUGUUAACUGCUUCCCGGUACUCAUGCCAUUCGUCACUGUCAUUAUUCUUUCCACUGUCAUCUCAGUUCUCGUCACCAGCCUUCACCCAACUGAUCAGCUCCCAUAAUGGAAAGUCUGCAGGUUUUUGCUGUACCAUACGCUGCAAUGCUGCAACAGCUUUUAACUUCUUUUCCUCCCAGCUCUUAAAUAGGCCUACACUAGCAGAUCACUAGUACAAACUGUGUAUGAAGCCACCAUUGUGUCCUGUCCCUGUAGCAUUCCCUAAGCCUCAAUUGCCUCUAAAAUUGGCUUGUUGCUAUUCAAAGUGAUUUUUAUUUUCUUGGUCCAAAGUUCAAUAGUAAUUUCCACAAAUUAUAAAUGCCAAACAUUCAGGUUUACAUUGUUGUCAUUGCUACAGUGUUAAGAAUUUGCAAGGGAUUUUUUUUUGUACGGGUUCUAAUUUUUUUAUUUUAUUUUGCCAAACAAAUAUAUUUAAAGAAAACUAAUUUCAUUGUGAGUACUUUGGGGGGGCAAUAUUUUUACUUAAUUUCCAUUUGGAACAUUUGCCCUGGAGGGAGAAAACAAUAUUCCCUUCAACUUUGCUGUUGAAUAAAAAUCUGAGUUGUGAUGA